AUGGCGCCCUCUUUCGACGAACCCGUAGCCGACGCGUUCGAAAACCCUUUGAAACGAAAGCCAGAUCUAGUCGCUCCAGAGCCAGAGCACUGUCCUGGUCCAGAAUCCGAGCAAGCAGGCAAGGGUGACGCAUGCAAUGGCUGUCCCAACCAAGCAAUUUGCGCCUCUGCACCGAAAGGCCCCGACCCCGAUAUUCCUCUCAUUACCGAACGACUUGCUGGAGUAAGACACAAGAUCUUGGUACUCUCUGGAAAAGGCGGGGUGGGCAAGUCUACAUUUUCCUCGCUCUUAUCGCACGCCUUUGCCGCCAACCCAGACUCGACAGUGGGCAUUAUGGACACAGAUAUCUGCGGUCCUUCCAUACCGAAGAUGAUGGGCGUGGAGAGUGAAACCAUACACGUUAGCAAUGCCGGAUGGAGCCCGGUCUGGGUCACCGACAACCUUGGAGUUAUGAGCAUUCAGUUUAUGUUACCCAACAGAGACGACGCUAUUAUAUGGCGAGGGCCAAAAAAGAAUGGGAUAAUCAAACAAUUUUUAAAAGAUGUCGAAUGGGGCGAGUUGGACUACUUGAUUGUCGAUACGCCACCGGGCACGUCAGACGAACACCUAUCAGUUAAUUCAUUCCUCAAAGAAUCCGGCGUGGAUGGUGCGGUCGUGGUGACGACGCCACAAGAAGUGUCUCUGCUGGACGUGCGGAAAGAGAUCGAUUUCUGUCGAAAGGCUGGGAUCAGGGUCCUAGGGCUGGUCGAAAACAUGUCCGGCUUCGUCUGUCCCAAAUGCACACACGAGUCACAGAUUUUCCGAGCAACGACGGGAGGAGGUCAGAAAUUAUGUCAGGAGAUGGGUAUACCCUUCCUUGGCUCAGUACCACUCGACCCGCGAAUCGGAAUGGCAUGCGACUUUGGUGAAAGCUUUAUGGAGAGCUUUCCCGACAGUCCGGCCUGCAAGGCUUUACGACAAGUUGUGAGGACAGUGGGCCAGAUGAUAGGCGAGGACCCCGACCAAGUUCUUCCUGACGGACCAAUAUAA
Fonsecaea nubica is the source of this 1029-nucleotide messenger RNA. RefSeq names its product cytosolic Fe-S cluster assembly factor nbp35. The transcript is spliced from 2 exons. The coding region runs from base 1 to 1029 and encodes 342 amino acids. Gene Ontology annotation, biological process: iron-sulfur cluster assembly. NCBI's taxonomy places the organism in Eukaryota, Fungi, Ascomycota, Eurotiomycetes, Chaetothyriales, Herpotrichiellaceae. Gene Ontology annotation, cellular component: cytosol. The record is from RefSeq and is a predicted model, not a curated record. Gene Ontology annotation, molecular function: 4 iron, 4 sulfur cluster binding; ATP-dependent FeS chaperone activity; ATP binding.